CUCAUGCACUUUUCCCCAGAUGGCCUGGCAGCUUUUCGGACAUUUCUGAAGUCAGAGUUCAGCGAGGAGAAUGUGGAGUUCUGGUUGGCCUGUGAGGACUUCAAAAAAACCAAAUCCUCCACCAAGAUUGCCUCGAAAGCCCAGAAGAUUUAUUCUGACUUUAUACAAGCUGAUGCUCCAAAGGAGAUUAACAUUGACUUCCAUACCAAAAAUGACAUCUCUCAGAAUAUCUCUGAGCCCACCCUCAGCUGCUUUGAUGAUGCUCAGAGGUCAAUCUACUGUCUCAUGGCAAAGGACUCUUUUCCCAGGUUUCUAAGGUCAGAAGUGUACAAGGAACUAGUAAAGAAGCAUCAGGAUGGAAAUCAUAAGAGAUGGCUCCCAUUUCUGUGAGGAAAUACCUGAAGGAUUAUGAAUUUAUAAGUGCCUCCCAUUGCAGUUUAGUACAGAUAAUGAUCAGUUAUUAAAGUGAUUGCACAAACCACAUCCAAGCUUUUGCCAGAUUGUUUUUAAGUACAAAAUGCACAUGAUACUUUCUAAUAAAGGUAGAGAAAUGUUCAAGAAACAAGAUGGAACAUGCUAGACAUUUGAGCCACCUUUUUAAUAAAGAAGUUUGGCAUUGUUAUUUUUUUCCAGUGUUUAGUUUAUUUGUCAAAGAGUUUUGACAUUUUAAAGCAGAAUGUUUUGGUUUUCUGGUUUGCUGUUGAUUUAUCUUUAGAAGUAUGGCCUCAAAAAUAGAUUCCUUUCAAGGGACUUGAAUA
Messenger RNA from Acanthisitta chloris (rifleman), 758 nucleotides. It is a transcript of the gene RGS21, whose product is annotated as regulator of G-protein signaling 21. NCBI's taxonomy places the organism in Eukaryota, Metazoa, Chordata, Aves, Passeriformes, Acanthisittidae. The annotation marks the transcript as partial. The record is from RefSeq and is a predicted model, not a curated record. The transcript has 2 exons.